AUGAUAGUCUUCAUCUUCCUUGUUCUGGGGCUGUGCUUGGAAAAGGAAUCCACUUCCCAAACCACUGAUUGCAGAUAUUUAAGAGAGCAGUGCCUAAGUGAUGCAAAUGGAUGUAAACAUGCAUGGAGAAUAAUCGAAGAUGCCUGCAAUGUUUCAGGUAACACUCGCAAGAUGAAGGAUUCAUCAAGGUGUAACGUGAGCAUCCAGUCCUUUGUGGAAAGCAAUGGCCAAUUUAAAGAUUGUCUCUGCGCUGAUGACCUCUAUUGUACUGUUAACAAAUUGCUUGGAAAAAAACGCAUCAAUGAAUCAGAUAACAUGAAAGAGGGUAACAAAUUCAAGUGGAAUCUGACUGCUCUUCCUUAUCAUGGAAUCAAAGGGAUCCCGUCCUGUUUGGAAGUGGCAGAGGCGUGUGUAGGGGAUGUGGUCUGUAACGCACAGUUGGCCCCUUACCUUAAGGCUUGCUCAGCAAAUGGAAAUCUGUGUGAUGUGAAACAUUGCCAAGCAGCCAUACGGUUCUUCUAUCAAAACAUGCCUUUUAACAUUGCCCAGAUGUUGGCUUUUUGUGACUGUGCUCAAUCUGAUAUACCUUGUCAGCAGUCCAAAGAAGCUCUUCACAGCAAGCCAUGUGCAGUGGACAUGGUUCCACCCCCGACUUGCCUCAAUGUAAUUCACAGCUGCCGAAAUGAUGAAUUAUGCAGGAGGCGCUAUAGAACAUUCCAGGCAAAAUGCUGGCAGCGGGUGACUAGAAAGUGCUACGAAGAUGAGACUUGCAUCAGUACUGUAAGCAGGCAGGACCUCACUUGCUCGGGAACUGAUGACUGCAGAGCAGCUUACAUUGGUACCCUGGGGACGGUCCUGCAAGUGCAGUGCACCUGCAGGGCCGUUACACAAAGUGAAGAGUCUUUGUGCAAGAUCUUCCAGCAUAUGCUUCAUAGAAGGUCAUGUUUCAAUUAUCCUCUCCUGUCUAAUGUCAAAGGCAUUUCGUUGCAUAAAAGAAAACAUGCAAAGGAAAUCACUCUAAGUGGAUUUCGUUCCGCCUUCAAUGGAGAAGUAAUCUAUGCUGUCAUGUGCAUGACAGUCACCUGUGGAAUCCUUCUCUUGGCUAUGUUCAAGCUGAGAACCUUCAGAAUAUCAAGUCAAACAAGAGAUCCUUCUCCAAUCCAAAUACCUGGAGGACUCAUGAUUCAUCAGGAGUCACGGAUCAUUAACUUUCUUUAAAGCAAGUCUUUGUAGCCAGUCAACAGAAUAUCCUAACCAUCAUCAAUAAGGAAAAUGUUAAGAUUGAUUUAAUGAUGUUGGAUCAUUAAGUAUAAUAAUGUAAAGUAUAAUAAUAUGGCAUGAUGUUAGAUUUACUUUUUCUUAAGAAAAUAUUGAAGUCUAAACAUAGGUGAUAUCUUUUAUGAAACUGGUACAGAAUAACAGAAUUGCCCUCAAAGGCAAAAAGUAUUAUCCUAAGUUAUGGUCUGCAUAAUCUUGUUCAUGAUAAAUUGGAAUCCAUAUAGUAGUAAUUAGUUGCAUCAUAAUAUGACAAAUUAUAGUUAGUGGGGCCUUUUGUUUCUGAUCAAUUUUGUGAAUUCCCAUUAACUUGACAAAAGGAAAAUGCUAAUAAAAAUAUCCAGUAUAUUUGUUAUUUGUAUAUCCAUUUUCAAAUCAUUAGCUAAAUCAUUAGCAUUGACUUUAAGUUUCUAAAUAUAUUUGGUUAGAAAAUUAGUCUUAAAAAUCAGAAAUGGUAUCUUCGGAUUUUUGUAAUUUGAAUUUGGACUUGACUUUUCUAACUUGAUGUCCUUAUUUGACACUCAUAAAGAUGUAAGGCAACAUUGGCUGAAAAAUC
Equus caballus (horse) is the source of this 1831-nucleotide messenger RNA. It is a transcript of the gene GFRAL, whose product is annotated as GDNF family receptor alpha like. NCBI's taxonomy places the organism in Eukaryota, Metazoa, Chordata, Mammalia, Perissodactyla, Equidae. Gene Ontology annotation, cellular component: signaling receptor complex; external side of plasma membrane. Gene Ontology annotation, molecular function: signaling receptor activity. The record is from RefSeq and is a predicted model, not a curated record. Gene Ontology annotation, biological process: nervous system development.